AUGUCCAACAAUUACACUUGCGUUCCCGCCAUCAAAUGGCUGGUUAGAACCCUCCAUAGCGAAAACGUCGAAGCCGAUGGAAUUGCCACCUGGAAUGCAAUCCUGAAUCUGCGAUUCCCAUCUACACAAGGCUUCUUCAUCCGCCUAUACGCCCACAGCGCUGUGCGUGGAUGUCCAGGCUGGAUUGAGCUUCAACUUUCCCACGUGAAAGAUGGCCACCAGAAUCCAGUUCUUGUGGUGUACUACCAGCGUGCUGAUAGGGAGAAUGAUGAUCAGUGGGAAAAUGGACAGAGAGAGCUGCAGCUGUAUCUUGCGUUUCGGUAUCGCAACUUCGCGGAAGAUGCAUCGCCUAUCUAUGGCAUCCUUGCUAUCGGGGCCAAGUUGAAGAUCUUCCAGUACGACAAUCCCUCUCGAAGUAUCGAGCGAUUUGUUCCACCUUGGGAUUUGGAGCGCCACGAUGAGCAGGUUUGGAAUAUGCUCAGAAAAAUCAGCAGGAAUCACACCGGUAACGGGGUCGGUGAAACGAGAGGCAUCAAGGCUGAGUCCGGUGGACAGAGAAACGAGGAACCGAAGAAUGUUUUGAGGGAGAGUCACGCAGUUUGA
Penicillium concentricum is the source of this 603-nucleotide messenger RNA. RefSeq lists its product as uncharacterized. The transcript is spliced from 2 exons. The record is from RefSeq and is a predicted model, not a curated record. Lineage: Eukaryota; Fungi; Ascomycota; Eurotiomycetes; Eurotiales; Aspergillaceae. The coding region runs from base 1 to 603 and encodes 200 amino acids.